Plasmodium malariae is the source of this 1275-nucleotide messenger RNA. RefSeq names its product conserved Plasmodium protein, unknown function. The transcript has a single exon. NCBI's taxonomy places the organism in Eukaryota, Apicomplexa, Aconoidasida, Haemosporida, Plasmodiidae. The record is from RefSeq and is a predicted model, not a curated record. Bases 1 to 1275 code for a protein of 424 amino acids.
AUGUUAAACUAUAGUAACGAUGGAAAUAUUAAUGAAUAUAAAAAGGAAAAAUUAAAUUACUUAAAGAAACAGAAAGGGAAGGGGGAAAAUAAGGAGAAGGAGGAAGAAUAUGAAAAAAGCGAUGAUUCGGAUAAACAGAUAAUGGUUGUAAACAGAAAGAUAAAAUCCCAAAUAUUCUUCGAGCCGCAUAAUAAGAAAAACAUAAAGGAUAUGAAUAAUAAGAUGAUAAUUAAAAAAAAAAAGACGAUUAUUUGUCAUGAACCAAUUGGCGAUUUUAAGCAUAAUAAAAGUAAGCAAAUAGGGAAUAUGUUGACAAAAAAUACUUCAAAUCCCUCUAAUUUUAAAAAUGCAGAAAAAGUAUUACAAAAAAGUCGUACCUCCUUAAUAGUUAAACAAAAUAAAAUCAUGAACAAGUCAGGAAUAAAUGACAAUAUAAAAAUGGAGGAGAAUAUCAGAAAUAAAAACAACUUACAAAAUAAUGUUGAAGCGCAUGAUAAACAAGAAAACGAUACCAUAGGAAAAAAAACAGAUGAGAGCGAUAAAUGCGUGGACUUACACUUUUCCAGUGAAAUUAUGAACAGUAAAUGUGCUAAUUAUUGCAUCCUGGAGACAAACGCAAUAGCUGAUGCACAUUCCGAUAGAAUAAAAUAUAAUGACCCAAAUGAUAUGACGGAAGGUAAAAUAAUCGGUGAUAAGGAUGACAAUAGUCAUUAUAAUAAAGAAAUAAAUAAAAUACAGAGCCACAAUAGAGCCAAUCAAAACGAUAACUCAAAUGACUUUUGUUCAUACGAAAUAGCUAGCCAGUAUGUAUUACAAGAAUGCAAAAAAACACGUAGAGAAGUAUGUGAAGAAGUAUACGACAAAGAACAUGAAGAAUGGUAUGCAUACACUAAUGACAAAAAACAACAUAACCAUUAUCAUUACGACUACAUUGAUGAAAAGGUAGAGGAAAAAAGAUUUCAUAUGAACAAUAAUUAUAUUUAUAAGAAAAAUAAAAAUAAUUAUGUUGAUAGGGAAAAAGAGUAUACUUUUAUAGACAAGACAAACGAAAACACCGAUUCGGUCAUAAAAUAUGAAGAAUUCGAAUUAGACGAAAUAAAUAAGGAGUUAGAACAAAUUGUUGAAGAAGAAAAUCGUAUACAAGAAAAAUUAAUUUAUUUAACCAAUAAAGAACUGGACAUAGUUAUUAAAAGAAGGCAACGAGCGCAUAAUAUAUAUCUUAAUAAAAUGGAGAAUAGUUGCAAAAAGGAUUGCUCCGACGAAUAUACGUGUUGA